Molecule: messenger RNA, 939 nt
Organism: Plasmopara halstedii
Lineage: Eukaryota; Oomycota; Peronosporomycetes; Peronosporales; Peronosporaceae
Product: FOG: Ankyrin repeat
Exons: 1
Coding region: 1-939 (312 amino acids)
Molecular function (GO): protein binding
Source: RefSeq, a predicted model, not a curated record
AUGAUUGCAUCCAUUCCGAUCACAGUAAAUAAUCUUGAUGAUGAGCAGCUCGAAAAUGCCGUAUUCCAUGAGAAACAAAACAGCCCAUCUGAUGAGAUCUCGUUAGUCUUUUCACGCUUGCUGUGCUGUUUGCGCAAUCGUUGUCUGUGUGGAUUUUGUGUGAUCUGUCCUUGCAUGGUUUUCUUGCUUUUGUUUUUCAGUCUUCCAUCCACAAUGGCUCCCAGCACAAAACGAGUUUUUUUGGUACUGGCUGUUCUUCCACCGGUCAUUUACAUUCUUCUAGCCUUAUUCACAGUGAUACUUGCAUAUUACAUUCAAGUUUCUCUCGACAAUUUCAACGCUCGGGCAGCUCAUGAGUAUUUACGUGUCAUGAGUCAACGAAGUAAAAUCGCUGCGACAACAGGGUGUAAGCAACGAACUGGCAAUUUUUCUGGUCGGUUUGCAUUAUUUUUAGAGGUAGCACGUUUAGAUGAUGCGAAGACUGUCCAAUUGUGCUUGGAAAGUGGACAAAAUGUCAACGAAAGUGAUCAUCUUGGUCGUACAGCUCUUCACUGGGCUGCAAUGUCGGGAUCAGACGAGGUUCUUUCGCUCCUGGUCAGAAGUGGUGUUUACAUUGACCAAAAAGAUACACUUGAUGGGCUGUCAGCACUACACUACGCAGCUUUUUAUGGUCAUAUCAAGUGUACUCGUCUUCUGGUCGUCGCUGGUGCUUCAUUAACAAUAAUGGAUAAUCGUAAAUUAAAUCCACUGCAGCUCACUGAAAUGGCAAUUCUUAAUCUUUCGACUGUUCAGCCGACACAUCAGAUGAUUAUCAAAUACCUUCGUCGAUCAAUGAAGGACGAUGUCACCCCACCACUUCAGCAUAUUGCUGGGCUUACAGUUUUGCAGCUUGUUGAGCGACAAAUGCACAACCUCCCACAAAUUGAUGAAGCAUCAUAG